Molecule: messenger RNA, 3969 nt
Organism: Panthera uncia (snow leopard)
Lineage: Eukaryota; Metazoa; Chordata; Mammalia; Carnivora; Felidae
Gene: ZNF280C
Product: zinc finger protein 280C
Exons: 20
Coding region: 201-2489 (762 amino acids)
Biological process (GO): regulation of DNA-templated transcription
Molecular function (GO): DNA-binding transcription factor activity, RNA polymerase II-specific; RNA polymerase II cis-regulatory region sequence-specific DNA binding
Source: RefSeq, a predicted model, not a curated record
CGCUCAUUCCGCGCUGGGAGUCGUCGCGGCUGCCGCUGUUUCGGCGGCGGCCGCCUAGUGUUUUCGCGCUCCUCCCUUUCCUCCUCCUCUUUCUCCUCCUCCUUCCAGUCCCAGUCAGGGCGACCUGCACUGCUCGCGGGAAGAAUACUAAGACCUAACUUGCUAUCUUGUCUGGAGUCAUAUGGUGACUCUGCAACUUGAUGGAUGACGACAACCCUUUUCCAUCAAAAAAUAAUUCAAAAAUGGCAGAACUCUUUAUGGAAUGUGAAGAAGAAGAGCUAGAACCAUGGCAGAAGAAAGUAGAAGAAAUUCUGGAUGAAGACGAUGAUGAGCUGAUCUUUGUUGGAGAGAUAUCAAGUUCAAAACCAGCCAUUUCAAAUAUUUUGAACAGAGGUAACCCCGGCUCAUCUUCAAAGGGAAUAAAGAAUGAGACACUCACUCAAGGUGUUACUGAUACAUUCAAGCCUAUGAGUCAACACUACAAAGAUCCAACAUCAAAUCCAGUGGCUGCCUUGCCUAGAUUUCAUCCUGAAUCUAAAUCUUCACAAAGCUCUGUUAUUGUUCAGAACGUGUCUAAACCUGAUUUUACAAAGAAUUUAUCACAAGUUGAAUCGGAUGAUUCUUCAGAUUUACUGUUUGACUUGACCCAGGAUACAAUUCCACUGUCCCAGGAGGGAUCAACAAUUUAUAUAGAAGGUAUAGAUGAAACUCUGCCUAUAAUAAAACGUUCUUCUACUUCUAAAGUAAACAGUGUUAAUCCAAAAAAGCCAAAGACCAGUGAAAGUGGUUCUGACAUAAGUCCUUGUGCUUCGUUGUCCUUAACUAACUCUCCUUCGGUGGCAUCUUCCCAUGUUAUGAUAUCAAAAGGUACAAAUACCUCAUCACCUCACUAUAAAACUGGAGCGCCUUUUCUAAGAUCUUGUCCGAGGUGCAAUGUAAAGUUUAAUCUUUUGGAUCCCUUGAAAUAUCACAUGAAGCGUUGUUGUCCAGACAUGGUGAAUAAAUUCUUGGAAAUGAUUAAAGCAGAACUUAUAAAUACUGAAAAUAAAAAUAAGACUGGUGCAGAAAAAGGAAAAUUAAUUAUGUUAGUUAGUGACUUUUACUAUGGAAGACACGAGGGAGCUGUCGAUGAUGAACAGAAGACUUACACAACUUUUAAAUGCUUCAGUUGCUUGAAAGUUCUUAAAAAUAAUAUUAGGUUUAUGAACCACAUGAAACACCAUCUGGAACUUGAGAAGCAGAACAACGAGAGCUGGGAAAACCAUACUACCUGCCAACACUGCUACCGUCAGUAUCCCACACCGUUCCAGUUGCAGUGUCACAUCGAGAGCACACACACUCCGCAUGAGUUUUCUACUAUUUGCAAAAUCUGUGAAUUAUCAUUUGAAACCGAACAUGCUCUUUUGCAACAUAUGAAGGACACUCAUAAACCCGGUGAAAUGCCAUAUAUUUGCCAGGUUUGCCAGUUUAGAUCUUCAACAUUUUCUGAUGUAGAGAAUCAUUUUAGAGCAUCCCAUGAAAACACUAAGAACUUGCUGUGUCCAUUUUGCCUCAAAGUUAGUAAAAUGGCAACUCCCUACAUGAAUCAUUACAUGAAGCAUCAGAAAAAAGGAGUUCAUCGUUGUACCAAGUGCAGACUACAAUUUUUGACCUGCAAAGAGAAACUGGAUCACAAGACCCAGCAUCGGACAUUUAUAAAGCCUAAAGAGCUAGAAGGAUUGCCUCCUGGUACAAAAGUUACUAUUCGAGCCUCAGUUGGACCUCUUCAUUCAAAACCAGUAACUACAUCUCCCAGUAGCAGUGUUCCAAGCACUUCUUCUUUUCAAAUCUCACCUCCAAGGUCUAAAAGUACAACUGCUAAAAAUAUAAAAUCUACUACAAGUAAAUCCAAGACAAGUAAGCCUCAUGCAGCUGUAUCCAGUGCAAGUAAACCUCAUGCCAAAAGGCAAGGUAGAGUUGCAUCUAAAUAUAAGACCAAAAAAACCUCUUGUAAACAAAAGAAACAACGCAACAGAAAGAAUAAAAUCAGCAUAGCUUUGAAGAACUUAAGGUGCCGUCGGGGAAUUCACAAGUGCAUUGAGUGUCAUUCCAAAAUAAAAGAUUUUGCAAGCCACUUUUCAAUAUAUAUCCACUGUAAUUUUUGCAAAUACAACACUAACUGUAACAAAGCCUUUAUAAAUCAUAUGGUGAGCUCUCAUAGCAACCAUCCAAGUAAACGGUUUUAUAUUUUUAAGAAGCAUUCUGGAAUUCUCAGGGGCAUUACUCUAGUGUGCCUUAAAUGUGACUUCCUAACUGAUUCUUCUGGCUUAGAUCGUAUGGCUAAACACCUAAGUCAGCGUAAAACUCAUACUUGCCAAGUUGUAAUAGAGAAUGUUCCUGAAAGUACCUCAACUUCUGAACCCUCGUCUGAGUUCUGGAAAAACAGACUGAAAUCUCUUCCCUGGUGGAGCUUAUAUUUCAGUGGCGGAAGACAAGACAAUAAAAAAUAAGAAAUUUAUAUAGUAUGUUAGAUGAUGAUCAAUGCAACGGAGCAAAAUAAAGUGGGCAAGGAGGAUGGUAAGUAUGGGCUGGGGUUGGGAGGUUGCCAUUUUAAAUCUGGUGGUCAGGAUAGGACUCUGUGGGAAGAGGACCUUGAGUAAGGACCUGAAGGAAGUGAGGAAGUAGGCCACUUGAUUAUCUAUUGGAAGAGCGUUCCAGAGAGAGAAUAGCAAAUGCAAAAGCCCUGAAGAGAAAAUUGAAACCCCUACACAUUGCUGGUGGGAAUGUAAAAUGGUUCAGCAACUGUGGAAAACAGUUCAGCAGUGCCUCAAGAAAUUAAAACGUGGAAUUACCAUAUAACCCAGCAGUUCUGCUCCUAGGUAUAUCCCCAAAAGAAUCAAAAAGCAGGGACUCAGAUACUUGUACAUGCAUGUUCAUAGCAGCAUUCCUCCCAAUGGCUAAAAGAUGGAAACAGCUCAAGUGCCAUCAAUAGAUGAAGGAAUAAAUAAAUUGUGGUAUAUUCAUACAAUGGGAUAAUAUUUAGCCAUAAAAAAGGAAUGAAGUACUGAUUCAUGCUACAAUGUGGAUGGACCUCAAAAACAUGCUAUCACAAGAGAUCACAUAUUGUAUAAUUUCAUUUGUGUGCAAUAUCCAGAAUAGAUACAUCCAUAGAGAUAGCAGAUUGAUGGUUGCCAGGGCCUUAGGGGGAAGUGGGAAUGGGCAGUGACUACUAAAUGGGUACACGGUUUACUUUGGGGUAUGAUGAAAAUGUUUAGGAACGAAAUAUAGGUGGUUGUACAACAUUGUAAAUGAACUAAAUGCCACUGAAUUGUUCAAGAUGGUUGAGUUCUUAAAUUUUGAUUUUAAAUUAUGUGAAUCUCACCUCUACAAAAACAAACUUAAGUUUAACAAAUUAGGAAUUUGAAGGAAACCUUUUUAACCUAACCUAAUAAAAAUCAGCUAACAUAAUGUGAUGCAAGGUAGAAAUAAUGAGUCCUGAAGUAAGGUCAUGCUUGGCUCAUGGAACAGCAACAAGACCGAUGGGGCUGCAGUGGAGGGGGUGUUGGACAGGAGAGCUUGUAGUAGGAGAUGGGGCCUGUGAGAUGAUGUGGGCCAUGUAGUAUAGGGACUUCUAGGCAGUUGUAAGGAUUUGGCUUUCACUCAGAGAUAGGAAGCCAUUAGUGGAUUUUGAAUGGAGAAGUCUUUUAUAUACCUCAAUGAAAAACAAAAAUUCUGAGGUGCCUAGGUGGCUCUGUCGGUUAAGCAGCAGACUCUUGGUUUCAGUUCAGGUCAUGAUCUCAAGUUUUGUGAGUUUGAGCCCCACAUCGGGCUCUGUGCUGACGGUGCAGAGCCUGCUUGGAAUUCUCUCUCUCUCUCUCUCUCUCUCUCUCUCUCUCUCUCUCAGCCCCUCCUCCACACACACGCACAGGCUCUCUCUCAAAAUAAAUAUACUUAAAGGGAGAGGUCCCUCAAAAAAAUUGAAAAAAGAAA